Messenger RNA from Setaria italica (foxtail millet), 2454 nucleotides. RefSeq lists its product as uncharacterized. Gene Ontology annotation, cellular component: outer membrane; SAM complex. The transcript is spliced from 5 exons. Bases 389 to 1609 code for a protein of 406 amino acids. Gene Ontology annotation, biological process: protein insertion into mitochondrial outer membrane. The record is from RefSeq and is a predicted model, not a curated record. Lineage: Eukaryota; Viridiplantae; Streptophyta; Magnoliopsida; Poales; Poaceae.
UUCUGAUGGAGUGAGUGUGAGUCCACUCCCCGACCCAACUAGACGGGGCUCUCUCUCGCCCUGUCGUUGCGCCGCCGCCGCCGCCAUAGGGCCUCCUCUCCACCUGCAUUGCCGCGCGCUCGCCGUGGGUGGCGCGCCGCUCGGCCCACGCUCGCUCGCUCGGUGCAGGAUAGAUGUCGCAGGCCUCGUCCGCCCGCAGCAGGAGGUCCAGCGCUGUUGCUAGGGUUUUGCCAGCGCCGACGGUGGAUCAUGUCACGGGGUUGCUGUUGAUCCAUUGCCCGGAGUGAGGCUCAUCGCGCUCACCGUCAAGCACACCAAAAAUCGCGGCAAGAGAUUCUUCAAGUGCCCCAGGAACAGGCAAUGGGUGCCAGGAUCAUGCCCAAUUUGUAUGUUGCAGCCACAGUAUGAGGAGUACCUAAUGAAGAAUAGAAUUUUUCAUGCCAUACCUGUCCCGCUGGAAGCAAAUCAUCCCAAGUUGGGAAUGGAAGCAAAUCAUCUCAAGUUGGGAAUGAAAGAGGUGAUGGAGUUGACUAGCCCAUUUUCACUGGAAAGUUCACUGAAGUUGAAGAACCUAUUUGAAUACUGGGAGACCUGGGAUGCAUCAGUUGCUCUUGAAUUAGAUCGGACCGCAGAACUAAGUGCUGGAGUAGAAAUACCAAGAAUUGGAGCAAUACCAACUCCGCUGAUGGCCCGGAUAUCAUUUCUGUCUGGGGACUGGUGGAAGUCCUCACUCAAAGAGCACCUUAUGGGCGUUUCUGUUGGCUUGCUCUCCACCAUGAACCAUAACCUUGCCUACAACCUGACAUGGAGAACCUUAAAAGAUCCAGCACGGAUGUCAUCCAACUCCAUACAAGAGCAGUUAGGGCAUAGCCUUUUGCCCUCCAUUAAGUAUGCGUACAAGGUUGACAAGAGGGACUCAACCAUAAGGCCUACAUGUGGAUAUGCUUUUCUGUCAUCUUCCCAAGUUGGAGCCCUUGCACCAGGGAGCAAAUACCCGUGGUAUCUUCGACAGGAAGUUGAUCUUCAAGUGGCUUUGCCGCUUGGUGUGUUGAAUGGUGCUCUCAAUGCUGGAGUGGCUGCAGGAAUCAUCCAUCCGUUUUUAAGGGGAUCCACGGGAUCUGUCUUGCCACUUUCAGAAAGGUUUUACUUGGGUGGUCACAGGUCUUUUGUUUGCCGCUUGGGUGGGCCAUCAUCACUCUCAGGCUUCAAAGCAAGAGAUCUGGAGCCGAGAGACUUCCGGACCUGUGACCCCAAUAAUUCUGAGAAUGGUGCUUCCACUUGUACUGAGCUAGAUGGGGGAGGUGACAUAGCAGUCACAGCCUUUGCUGAUCUAUCAUUUGAUCUGCCUCUGAAGUCGGUCCUGGACCAGGAGCUGGGAGUUCACGGCCAUGCAUUUGUUUCUGCUGCAAAUAUUGCUAAACUAACAGAGCAUGGUCCUAGGAAGUUUCCUCUUACUGACUUCCUACAAACAUUCAGAUGUUCUGUGGGAUUUGGUGUACUUGUGCCAACCGAACUGUUUCGCAUAGAGAUGAAUUGCUGCUACAUCCUAAAACAGUUUGGACAUGACUGGGGGAAGACAGGCAUACAGUUUAACUGCUCACCACCCUAAUUUCUUUGGCAGCAUCAUCUCAUUAAGAUGAAUAGUUUCAUCCUUUUCCCUCACUAAUCUGAUCUUUUGAUGGGGGAGCCUGUCUAGAAUGAUGGAAUGACGUCCAAGGAUCUCUAUGAAUAAUCUAACAGUAGCCAGGGACUAACUGUUGCUGCGAAGCUACCUCAUUUCUGGGAUGUUUCUCUGUAGAAGAAGUAGGGACGGCUGAUGCAAAUCCUGAAAUGCCAACAUUGCAUUAUGCAGAGAGGUUGGCUCUCGCGUUUGAAGAUGUGAGAAUGGCUAGCUGGGACUUGCCAAGUUCUGGUAUGCUAUGGCAUGCUGAACAAAUGUUGCGGUGAUGAAUGUGUUGCAGAUUGUCCUGGUGAAUGUGUUGCAGAUUGUCCUGAACGCAUGCGAAGUAAUAGGAUGUGUUUUUUGCUAACUAGUCUUGUCAUAUGCACAUGAAUCGCCUUCAGCCAUUGUGGAACUGUUGUGCGCUUUCGCAUGGGUGUUGGUGAUCCGAAAAUGAUAUGAAUAUUGAUCGAGUUAAUGAACAUCCUAUUUCUGCAGGUGCAAUCCGAUCCCAAAGGGAAGGCAUCGUUUUUUUUCUGCAGGUGCAGAUGACUAGGUGAGGUCUGACAAAGAUAGAUGCCUGCUGGGAAUCCAAGGUAUUAUACUGAAAAGCAGUUGAGUUAAUUACAAGACCGAUGAAGCACCACUGAUCUAUCUAGUCUUUUUACAGCAAUCAUGCAUCAUUGACGCGAUCGCAUGCGACUAAUUCUACUUCAAUAACUUGUGGUGUACGUGAUCGAUGUAUAAUUUGAUUCAACAGGCUUACUAAUUAUAUGCAGCGAAUGAAUUCUCCA